AUGGCCACCUCUGCCACCACGCAGCCCGACUCGUCCGCGCUGGACGACUUACCGCAAGAAGUGCUCAUCAGGAUCGCCUCCUUCCUCACCACGGCAGAACUUGGACCCUUUCGGCGCACAUGCCAACAAAUCGAGACGAAGCUGUUCAACACAUUCGCCAACGAGUUCUUCACAAAGCGUCAGUUCAUGCUCGAGCACGAAAGUCUUGAUGCACUUAUUGGCAUCUCUCGCCACCCUGGACUGGCAGCCAAGCUCACGGAGGUCAUCAUCGGAACACAGACACUAAGUGCAGGCGUCGGGCUGGUCCACGACCGGAUUCUGCAUGGCCGCCUGACUCGCGAUGUACUUCUCCAGACAGGCGCCGCAUGUGAGAUGCUUGCUGAAGCCUUUUCUAAGCUACCCAACCUGCGUUGCGUGGGUCUGAGGGACUACGAUGGCGCUGGACGAUUUCGAGAUGGCCUCAAUGCUCGCUGGCGGUCAUGGGGUUGGUCAUUCGGCUUCAGGGGCGCAUUACAGGAUCCGGGUCAAGUACUCCCUGUCUUGCUCACUGCUCUCGGAAGAGCUCAGGCUCGUCCAACCAACAUCGAAGUGAUUCUACGCCGCCUGCCGCACUUGCCGUUUGACUCCUUCCUUCUGCCUCCGACCGCGUCUGGUCAGAGUAUACGUGCAGUGCUGGCAGAGACCAACACUCUUAUGCUCUCUAUUGGCGGCGGCGCCGGUACAGCAGCCGACCUAGCUCCAUGGGCCACAUACAACGACCACAAUAGCUUCGAAGCGCCUCUUCGUCAAUUCUUGCACACCGCCACGAACUUGCAGUCACUGCGACUCAACUUCGUGACCGACCAGUUCAUGGGACAGCGGUCCAUUGAGUGGCUUUCAAGACCUGUCUCAGCCACAAGCGGCCACACGGAUAUUCUCCACACCCCGUCGGUCCAGCUCGCUGCACUGAACAGCCUCGAGUUCGGCAUGGCGAACGUUCCUGGUGAUGUGCUGGUACGAGCGCUGACAAAAUUCAACCUAAAGUCGAUCAGCUUGUGGAAGAUGACCUUGCAAUGCCCUGCACCAGACAGUCUAGCCAGCGACUGCUGGGCCGAUUUCCUGAAGCAGCUGUCAGCAGCAUUACCACCCACAAGCCCUCUUCGCUACAUAUCGAUCGGAGCGGCUUCGCAAUACCAUUACACGCCAUCCCAACCGCGCAGCCACAAUGCUGCUGUGGCAACGAAGUUUGUGCCGGAGGGCACAGCUGAGACUGAGAAGGCCAAGGCGUCCAAGGACGAGACCAUCGCAUUCAAGGCACAAUUUACCAACAAGAGUGCCCAGCAGUGGCUUCGAGACAUGGCCGAUUUGACCUUUGUGCCGGGGAUCCAUAGCAGUCCCUCAUCGUCGCCGGUCAGCAUCGACAGCUCGGAUUCGGAGGAUCUUGCGGAGAGUGAGGACGAGGACGACGAGGAUGUCUAA
This is a messenger RNA of Fulvia fulva, 1458 nucleotides long. RefSeq lists its product as uncharacterized. Gene Ontology annotation, molecular function: protein binding. The transcript has 3 exons. The coding region runs from base 1 to 1458 and encodes 485 amino acids. Lineage: Eukaryota; Fungi; Ascomycota; Dothideomycetes; Mycosphaerellales; Mycosphaerellaceae. The record is from RefSeq and is a predicted model, not a curated record.